UAUUAUUGUCAUGUAGUAGAUGUUAAAUUAAUUUCAGUGAGUUUCUGAGUUUUGAGUCCAGUCCAGCGGCUCCAGUCCGGGCUCCUCUGGCUCCGCUCUGCACACAGGCUCCAGUCCGGGAUUCGCGGGCUGCCGGCGGCAGAGGCUAAUGCUAAGGCUAGUUCAAAACUGCCCCGCUAACCGUUACCGUUUCCCCCACGGUUUUCCCGUUUUAGCGCGGAUCCGUGAAUGCCCCUGUCGGCUCCCGCGUCUGAACCGCUUUACCCCCGUACCAGUACCGCCCUGCUCCCCAUAAACCCGCGUUUAGCCCGCACGUCUCCGGAGAACCAGCGCAGGCUCGACCCGCCGCCUGCUGCACAUUAAGCUCAUCCAAAAUGGCGGACACGGAGGAUGACAGCGGUUCGACCAGAACAAUACCAGCCGCCGACCCGCUCCAGAACCCGGCCGAACUGACCAGCGCUCCCGGGAAUAGUCCUCCGGCGGCGGACCCGACUCCCGAGCCGAAGGACGGCGCUCCAGGCGCUCAGCGGAGCGCAGAACCAGGCCACAGCGGCACCACGGCCGUGGAGGAACCGCCAGCUCAACCCGAUCCGCAGAGCUCCGAGCCCGGGGACAGUUCGGAAGCAGUGGCCGCGGUGCCCGACGCCCAGCCCGGAGAGAGCUUCCAGGUGAUGUCUGUUCCAGAACAGACCCUCCAGACCACAGAUCAGAACCAGACAAUCACAGUCCUGGAUUCUGGAGAGCUGCUCUUGGGGUCAGAGUUUGCCAACACCACCAUCCUGUAUGUCCAAUCAGACGGCAGCCUGGUAGAAGGGGCGGGACUCACGGCGGAGGAGCAGCGACUGAUCCUGGAACAGCUCUCCAAGCAGACUGUAGUACAGGUGUCAGAUCAAGAGGCUGCAGCUUUACUCCAGGGAGCUGUGGUCCAGAGCCCGGUCCAGACCCAGACAGAGACCCAGGUACAGACCCAGGUCCCGACUCAGGUCCAGGCCCAGGUCUUGACCACAGCCUCACCAGGACAGCCUCAGGUGCAGACCCAAGUCCAGACACAGAGCCCUGGACUGGACCCAGGUCAGCUCCAGCAGGUGCUGAACCAGGUGUCCAAAGCCCAGGUCCAGUCCGGUCCAGUUCAGAUCCAGGUGGUGUCUCAGAGUGGACUCACCGGAGCCUCACAACAGCUGAAGACUGUAGCUCAGCAUGUGGCCAAACAGAGCCCCAAAGCCACCCUGCUGCAGACCCAGACUAAACCAGGACUAACCCAGGUCAGACCAGUACUCACCCAGACUAAACCAGGUCUAACUCAGGCCAAACCAGUCCAGAUGCAGACCAUCAGCCCCAAACCUGCAGUCACCAAAACCCUGAGCCCCCCGAGUCUCCUCCAGAAGAGCACUCCAGUGCAACUGCUGCAGAAGAAGCCUGAGCCAGUCAGGAUCCAGAUCCAGGUCCCGUCCAAAGGAGACUCGUCGGCUCAGAUCUCCAGGCCACAGUUGCUCACGCUGCAGUCUGUAGUGGGCCAAUCCGUGGUGGGCCAGUCUGUGGCAGGGCAGUCGGGGCCCAUCUUCCUGCAGCAGAGUCCUAUGGAGCCACUGCAGAUACUUGUCCCUGUGGUCUCCCCCAAAACUGUGUCCUCCUCUCCCAUCCGAGUCCAGGUCCAGACUCCCCCUAGACCCACCAUUAAGGUCCAGAGUCCCGCUCGGACCGCCACCAUAACCACCAUCACCCCGGCAACCGGCACCACCAUCACCACCAAGACCACGCCCAAACCCCUCACAGCCCCCACCCCCCUGAUCAGAGUCCAUGCGCCACUAAAGACUGCCGCCCCCCUCAGCUCACCGCAGAACACCAAAACUGUCAUCACCAAAACUAUAGUCCAGAACUCUGCUCCCAAAAGUCCCAGUGUGAACCAGAACUCUGCCCUCAAACCCACACAGACCCUCCAGAGCCAGGUUUCUGGUACUGCUCCCAAACCUGACUCAGAGUCCAGACCAGAGUCCAGACCAGAGUCCAAACCAGACCAGAGCGCCUCUGCAGACAACCAGGAGCUCAAACCCAAAAAGCUCAAGAAGAAAGAGAAAAAGGCCAUCAAAAUCCAGACUAGGUCAGGACGAGUCUCCAGACCUCCCAAGUAUAAGGCGAAGGAUUACAAGUUCAUAAAGACAGAGGACCUGGCAGACUCACAUCAGUCGGACUCUGACGAUUACUCAGACAUGAGCGAGGAGGAGGAGGGACGCACUGCAGCCCCACUCCCCUCUGGACACGCCCCCUCAGGCCCCGCCCCCUCAGAAGACUCAGACUCUGUGGUCUGGUACAGCCUCAAGUCUAGGUCUUUCCAGUGCCAGAGCUGUGACAAGGCUUAUAUCGGAGUGGGAGGGCUCAAUCGCCACUACAGAUUGAACCCGACUCACGGAGACCCCAUCACACCUGAGGACACAGGAGAGAAGGCCCCGCCCACAGGAGACAACGGCCAAUCAGAGGAGCCCAAGACCUCAGGAGACCACAGCCAAUCACAGCAGCCCAAAGCAUUGUCGCCGGGUGGAGACGACAGUGAGGACGAUGAUGAGGAGGAGGAAGAGGAAGAGGAUGAGGAGGAAGACGAGGAGGAUGCCCCACCCCUAAGAGGGGGCAUGCACAGAGGUCCAGGGCGUCCAAGGGGGCGUGGCCGAGGCCGUGGCCGAGGGAGGGGCCGUGGGCGGGGGCGAGGAUUCGGCAUCAGUAAGGUGUCAGGUCUGGGUCGGGGCCGUAGGGGGCGUCCUCCUAAACUGAGCUACAGUGCAGAAGAAGAAGCAGACCGGAGAAAAGACCGCCUCCAAGAGAUGGUGGAUCAGUGUGAGGAUGAAGACCUCAUGGACAUAGUUCUUCCGCGUCUCUCCAAAGUCAUGAGUCUGUGGGAGCUGCUGCUCGCCAAGGUGGAACGUGGAGGGUCUCGCCCUUCGUUUCCGGACAUUUACCGAGAGUUUGAGUCUCUUCAGACGCAGGUCCGACAGGCGGCUCAGGAUUACAUCACCAACCCCCCAUCCGCUGCCGCCACACCCACUGCCACCGCACCCACACCGCUGGAAGUCAGGAACAUUGAGGUGGCUCGGUGUCUGGGGAUCCUGGACGAGGUGAACCGAAUGAAGGUCGUCCCUGGAACCUCCUCCACCAAGAACGUGCGCUACAUGGAGAACUCAAAGAUGCUUCCUCCGUCAAAGCGUUUUAAGAUGGAGAACAGUGUGGUGCAUCAGAAUGGCCUGGAGUCUCCAAAGACAGAUCCUGUGAGUCCCCUGAAGACCUCUGUCCCAGUGAGUUCUCUGCCUCAGGAGCUCCGCCCCCCAGCACCAGAGCCCAGUGCAAUGGAAGUGGACGUGCUCUUGUCCAAUCAGGAGGCAGAUCCCUGUGACAUCACUGCACAAAUGAACGAACUGGAGGAAGCACUCAAGUCCCCACCCCCUUCUACAGACGCCCUGCCCCCUGUUACUGUGCCAUGCGACCGAUCCUCAGACAUGCCCACGACAGAAGCCCCGCCCCCAGCGCCAUGUGAGGCCACAAUACCAGACCCCACGCCCUCCUCGGCAACUCCCGCCCCCCCAGCAGCAGAGACUGCACCCCCCGCAGCAGAGACUGGCUCGGUGUAAAGUUUUAGGAGUUUUUUAAACGUUUGUAGGUUUUUUUUUCUCUUCUCGAGGAAACGGACAGGACUCGGACGCUUGGGUUUGUUCAUCGUUUCAUGUUCCUCCAAUAAACUCUUCACCAUCAAAUGUGUUUUUAAAUUUGUUAAAAUCCGUUUGUACAAAGGAAAUAAAAGAGAAGGCUUGUCUCGUU
Periophthalmus magnuspinnatus is the source of this 3801-nucleotide messenger RNA. RefSeq names its product zinc finger protein 839 (gene znf839). Lineage: Eukaryota; Metazoa; Chordata; Actinopteri; Gobiiformes; Gobiidae. The coding region runs from base 375 to 3614 and encodes 1079 amino acids. The transcript has 16 exons. The record is from RefSeq and is a predicted model, not a curated record.